AUGAUGCCCACACUCAUGGGAGGCGUUCUCCCGGGACCUGUUCCGACCGCCUACCAAACAGAUGCCUUGUUCGAUGACCUGUCAAGACAGAUGGCCAUCUCCCAGGCAUCUCGGAGGUUAUCCAGGGGCUCCAACGGCCAACGGAACGGAAACGCUAUGCGUGUAGCAAAGCCCACCAGCGCCAACAACAGUCCGAGGUCGUCAUCAGCAAUGCAGGCCAGGAGAAGGACCGUGGUGAAUGACGGGAAUUUGGCGAGGCGGAGGCAGCAGCCUAUUGAUCAAGUCACUAUGCCUGAGUAUGGCUCUCAGUCUCGACCCAGCCGCCCUCUCAGCUGGCACCCUUCCACCUUCCAACACCAACAGCACAAGAUGCCCGCUGCCCAGUACAUGGCUUCUUACCCGUUCCCUCCCGCCUCGUCGGCCUACGACACCGACAGCUACAACAUUUAUUCGCAAUUCCCCCCCACCCCAGCGGCUUACUCCUCUGCUGCGUAUCUGCCCGUGGAGGGCUGGAACGUUCCCCAGCAAGACCCUCCGGCCUACGUCUCGUCGGAGGCUGCUGGAUACGCAGAGCCCUUCCCGGCUCUUCCCACUACCCUGCCUGACCUCACGCCGUCUUCCACUUCCACGCAUUGGCACUCGUACCCAAUGGACGGCUUUCCCAGCACUUCUCCUCCCACUCCCGAGACGCUGCCGCAGGCUCAGCAGCCUCAACCUAUUGUCCCGAAUGAGGACACCAUCCCUUACCAACCUUUGGACGAGCCUGAGGAGGAGGGCGAGAUCCUGGUCGGCAUGGGCCUCUACGACGCGCCAGACAAGUACGAACAAGACCCUCAGCUCGACGCCUCCCGGUCCGCCAUGUCUUCUCUGCUCGGCGCGCCAUACCGUCCCCAGGAGGGUACCGGCAAGGGCCUGAAGCUGGAGGAGUCAUGGCAGCCCCCUGACAGCGAUGACGAGGACGCCGACCAGGACGAUGCUGACGGCGAGGAUUCUGAUUAA
Colletotrichum navitas is the source of this 999-nucleotide messenger RNA. RefSeq lists its product as uncharacterized. The record is from RefSeq and is a predicted model, not a curated record. The transcript has 2 exons. Lineage: Eukaryota; Fungi; Ascomycota; Sordariomycetes; Glomerellales; Glomerellaceae. Bases 1 to 999 code for a protein of 332 amino acids.